UCACAUUUGUCUGCAUGCACACAAAUUUCCAUUUGUCCAUGCUGUUUUUAGGUACCAUGAUGCUGCUGAAUGUAGAAAAGAUGGUGUGAACACCACAUGCCCGCCAGUUUCAUUCACAGGAAGUCCACAUAGGAUGGAGGCAGGGGCGAUUGGGGAUCCUGACAGAACAAACGCCAUGGUUGGGUUAGCUGGGGUCCUGCCCUAUAGCAGCACCCCCAACACCUGACCAUAGGGAGACCUACAGUGUCUCUACCAACCACAUCCAGAGUUAAAUCCUACUAGUCCCUGAUUGAGAAAGGGACAGGACUUUUGAAAUAUAUGGUUGACGGUGCAGCAAAACAUCUGGAUUUUGAGAAUUCAAGAUCAUAGAUCAAGAUCAUAGAUAAAGUUUCUUCAGGUCCAGAUCCCCCAGGCAAAGGGAUAGUUAUUUUAUAGAUUUGUCAUAGUGAUCAAUCUAAUUCAGGUUUACUGAAAGACGUAUGUGGUAGAUUCCAUUAAAUGUGUCAUAAAAGUCUUUAAAAAAUGAGGAACUUGUAGUUUUGUGUUAAAUCAUCUUCAUAAAUCUGGGAGAUUGUCGGCGUGUGGGCGGUUUACAGUUCUCUGAAUCCUGUCUCGCUCUAGGAACCCGGUGACACCUGAGCCUCGGGGUCGAGGUUUGCAGGCUGCAGCUUGUUAAACCAGCACACCUCUACACGCUUUCCAGCAAGUCAAACAUCUCAGGCAGUCAGUUAUGAGCACCUCAGAAGUUAGUCAGGCGUUGCUCCUGCAGCACCAGGAACUUCAUCUGAACCUCUCUGAACAGACUGUGGAGUUCUCUGGUUUUUGCUCAACAGUAAACGGUUCGUAUCAGGUGUUUCCACUUCCAACAUGAACGUCUCAGGCUUGAACGCCACAGACAACCCCACCCGCGGUGACUUCUGUCACUUCAAUGAGGACUUUAAGUUCAUCCUUCUUCCAGUCAGCUACACCCUGGUCUUUGUGAUCGGCCUGGCGUUGAAUUGCACAGCGCUGUACGUGAUGGUGUUCCGCACGAAGCACUGGAAGCCCUCCACCAUCUACAUGUUCAACCUGACCAUGUGUGACACGCUCUACAUCUUCACGCUGCCCUUCCUCAUCUUCUACUACGCUGAUGAGAACGACUGGCCCUUCACUGAACCGCUGUGCAAGAUGAUCCGCUUCCUGUUCUACGCCAACCUCUAUGGUUCCAUUCUGUUCCUGUGCUGCAUCAGUCUGCACCGGUUUGUGGGGAUCUGCUUUCCCAUGCGCUCUCUAAACUGGGUCAGCGCUCGUCAAGCCCGGCUGGUGUCGGUCGCAGUGUGGGCCUGUGUCCUGUUCUGUCAGGGUCCGGUUCUCUACUUUUCUAGAACAAGGAGUACCACCACCGAGCAGAUCAUCUGCUAUGACACCACCAGCCCAGAGCUCUUUGAUGACUUCCUCCUGUACAGCUCCGUGGUGUCAGUGCUCAUGUUCGCGCUGCCCUUCAUGGUGUUGAUGGUGUGCUACGGCCUCAUGGUGCGGAAGCUCCUGGAGCCUGGCUGGGGGUCUGGAAGGGAAGGUCUGACAGCCCAACGAACAAAGCAGAAAUCAGUGAAGAUGAUCAUCAUUGUGCUGGCUGCCUUCAUGCUCUGCUUCCUCCCGUUCCACCUCACACGGAGUCUGUACUACUCUCUACGAUACCUGAGACAGGUGGAUCCAACACAGGUCAGCUGCAGUCUACUGGAGUCCUCCAGCGUGGCCUACAAGGUGACCAGGCCUUUGGCCAGCGUCAACAGCUGCGUGGACCCCAUCCUUUAUUUCCUGGCAGGUCAAGGAACCCGCAGCAGUUUCAUCAGGAAGAACAGACCGUCUUCACCCAAACCAACUGUGAGAGCAGAUGUCACAACCCAAAUCUGAGUCAAAAGCUCAAAACGUGGAGAAAAAAAUCCUGCUACGAGAAGUGACUCCAAUGAAGGUUCCUCAAGUUAUUGUCAAUCUGUCUGUUCAGAGAGAUGAAAACCAAAAUGAACUCAGAGAAACUCUUUAUGUUUAGAGUACAAAUAUGACUCAUUAUUUGGGGAUUUCAUUGAAAUCAGUUUCAGAGGUGAAGAUUUUGGUAAAGCUAACUUUUAUCAUUUAAGUCAUUUGACAGCAAUAAAAACAGAUCACUGUCUUUUAACACUAGAUGGCAGUAAACAUCAGGAGUGUUAGAAAAAAUUGAUACCAUAAAAAAAUCACGAUACCUCAUUAGGCGAUACUUGUAUCAAUUUAAAAUGCUGAUGAGAUGAUAUUUAAUGAAUUAUUUUUAAGCAAACAUUUACUUUUGUUUUCCACUUAAACCCCGACUGCUAGCUGCUAGCACACCACACCGUGCCCCAUUGAGGAGCUCUACACCGCACCAAAACAACAAGAUCUUGCGAGAACCGUCUUGAGUUAAAUGUUUAGUCAUUGUCACCACCCGAUCUGUAACUACUACGAGCUCAAUAAGACAUGUACAACUUAGUUUUCACUUGGGAUGGGUACUGAACCUCUGUAUUUUUUUAAGCACCUGCUAAAGAACCAUUCAGGCACCCAAAUCUUUUAAAAGUACAGGUUCAGCUAGAUUUAGCAAUCUGGGAAGUAAAUAGCACUUUAUUUUCUCAGCCAUACUCAUAGAACCUUAUUGGUUAAGAAACUUUUUUUAUCAUACUGAAAAGUAUGUUUUUACAGAAAACAAUGUUUAUUAUUCCAUUUAAGAACAAACCUUUCUUAAUUUAAGAUACAACUGCAGUCAAUGUUCCAAUGUUUAUUUUUAUCUUUUACAUCCACAGCAUUUUUUUCUUUUACAGUAAUAAAACUUUUUAGUAGUUUAUUUGCCAAAGUAAAAGAAAAGUCAAAUCUCUGCUGUUUGGUACGAUGUAAAAAAUGGCCACUAGGGGGCGAGAGUGUCCAACUUUACCUGCAAAAAUAGCUUCAACCAGUUUUUGUGAUUUGUUUCUGUCAUUCUCUCAAUGUGAUUCAUUAGAGAUGUUAAAAACAAGAGCAGCACACACAAGGAUAUUUUAAAUAUUCUUGUUUUUAUUUCCAGAGUAUAAACUUCAAACAUAGUAUGAUAUAUACAACUCCUACAAAUGCAAUAAAAUAAGCAUUUAAUGGUAACUACAGUCUAAUCUAUGACUAGAUUAAAUGAAAAUAUGUAACUUGAACCUGUAAAUGUCCUGACCGAUGGACCUGCUGUUCCUUUUCACAGGAUGAUCAGAAAUAAGUUUAUAAAAAGUAUAAAUAUUGUAAAGGCUUUAAAUAUUGAUGGAUGUGAAUAAAUGUGCAUCCAACUUUAGCACUAUUUAAUAUUUAUGAAGAUUGUACAUCUUUGUGCGUUAAUUUGUUCAGCGUGUCGUUAAAAUGAAAUGUCAGGUGGUUUAGUGAAUGUGUUUGAGUUGUCAUACCCUCCCGUGGUGCAGGGCACCGUCCAUUUUGUCCAUUAAAAAAUUGUGAAAUAAAGAAGGAAGUGUUGUCUUAUGUACAUAUAUAUUUACAUAUUUACAAGAAUUUACAUGUGUUCAUCUAUAAAAUCUUACAUUUCAUCAUAAAUAAAUGUAAUUUUUGAGAUGUGGGUGCUGGCUUAACCUAUAAAUGCUGAUGGAUCAAGAAGAUGAAAGUUGUGGCAGAUCGGUUACGGUGAGCCGGGUGAAUAAUGCUGAAGUAUUAGUAGAUACUGCCCUGAAAACCUGGACUUUUUCCCCAUAAUUUCCAUGCACAGUGCAGAUUACUUUCAGAAACAGAAACAGACAAAGCUCUGAGAGGAUGAUAGAAAUCAUCAGAAAUACUGUGCGGCUAAAGUUGAGCUUUCAAUCACUAACCUCAAAGCAUGACAUUCAGAUAAAAGUACAUCCAGGUCUUCCCCCUUCAUCUCCAUGUUUGGUUUGAUCAAAGCUGGGGGGCUUUGCUCUUCAGCCACUACUUUUUAAAGCAUCUGAUCGUAAAUUAAUCACAUCUGUUAUUGUUUAAUGCAGAAUUUACAACUAUUUUCUACAUCUGAAUGUCUGCUUAUACAAAGAUUGUAAAGAAACUUGUCUCUCAGACUUGUAAAGCAGUGUCCAACUGGUGCAAAAA
Molecule: messenger RNA, 4068 nt
Organism: Oryzias melastigma (Indian medaka)
Lineage: Eukaryota; Metazoa; Chordata; Actinopteri; Beloniformes; Adrianichthyidae
Gene: p2ry2.1
Product: purinergic receptor P2Y2, tandem duplicate 1
Exons: 5
Coding region: 868-1893 (341 amino acids)
Biological process (GO): G protein-coupled receptor signaling pathway
Cellular component (GO): plasma membrane
Molecular function (GO): G protein-coupled UTP receptor activity; A1 adenosine receptor binding
Source: RefSeq, a predicted model, not a curated record